AUGGCUUCAAGACCGGGCAUUCUCACCGAAUGGCCAUGGCACCGGCUUGGGAACUUCAAGUAUGUGAUAAUGGCCCCUUGGGUGCUGCAUGGCUUGCACAUGAUGGCGACCAAGGGAUGGAGGGAGACGGACUUGAGCUAUCUUACCAUCUUCCCUUCUUUGCUGCUGAGGAUGCUUCACAACCAGGUGUGGAUAAGCUUGGCUCGCUUCCAGAAUGCCCGGAGCAAGCACCGGAUCGUCGACAAGAGCAUUGAGUUCGAGCAGGUUGACAGGGAGAGAAAUUGGGAUGAUCAAAUCCUUCUCUAUGGGUGGUUGCUCUAUUUGGGCCACACUUUCAUUCCGGGGGCACAAAACGCGCCGUUGUGGAGAACGGACGGAGCGGUGAUUGCUGUUUUGCUUCACAUGGGCCCCGUGGAGUUCCUCUACUACUGGUUCCACAGGGCACUCCACCACCACUUUCUCUACUCUCGCUACCACUCCCACCACCACGCCUCCAUUGUCACCGAGCCCAUCACAUCUGUCAUUCAUCCAUUUGCAGAGCAUGUGGCUUAUGCCUUGUUGUUUUCUAUUCCGAUAUUGGCAACAGCUUUUACCGGAACAGCCUCCAUUCUGGCAACGUUGGGCUACAUUGUAUAUGUUGAUUUCAUGAACAAUUUGGGGCACUGCAAUUUCGAGCUGGUUCCACAGUGGUUGUUCCGUGCCUUCCCACCACUGAAGUACCUCAUGUACACGCCCUCGUUUCAUUCUCUUCAUCAUACACAGUUUCGGACAAAUUAUUCUUUGUUCAUGCCAUUUUAUGACUACAUGUACGAUACAUUAGACAAGUCAUCAGAUGAUCUAUAUGAGAGAAAACUGAAAGGAGUAGAGGAAACACUAGAUGUUGUUCACCUUAGUCAUCCUACUGCCUUGCAAUCAAUUUAUCAUCUGCGGCUUGGGUUUCCCUCCUUAGCUUCUAAACCAUACAAAUCCAAGUGGUAUAUGUUGAUGAUGUGGCCCAUUACAUGGGUGUCCAUGGUACUGGCAUGGAUAUAUGGGUCUUCCUUCACGGUGGAGAGAAAUAGCUUGAAGAAACUAAGGAUGCAAACAUGGGCGAUACCGAGAUAUAAUUUCCAAUAUGGCUUAUCACGGGAGAGACGGGCAAUCAAUGAUUUAAUUGAAAAGGCAAUUUUAGAGGCUGACAAGAAAGGAGUUAAAGUUCUAAGUUUAGGACUUCUAAAUCAGGCAAAAGAACUCAAUGGAGGUGGUGAACUCUAUAUACAGAAGUAUCCGGAAUUAAAAGUAAGAAUUGUGGAUGGAAGUAGCUUAGCAGCUGCAGUGGUUCUUAAUAGUGUUCCUGCAGGAACAAAACAAAUUCUCCUUACUGGAAAUGUUUCUAAGGUAGCCCGUGCCAUAGCCUUCACAUUAUGCAACAGGGGCAUUCAGGUGAUGAUGACAAAAAAGCAAGAGUUCCAUAUCCUGAAGUUACAAAUGCCAGAAAGUACAGCGAGUUACCUGACACUUUCAAACACCUACAGUCCUCAGGUGUGGAUAGUAGGAGAUGGACUGGAUGAUACAGAACAGAGAAGGGCACCAACAGGCACCCGGUUCAUUCCUUUUUCACAAUUUCCUCCAAAGAAGUUAAAUAAGGAUUGCACUUAUAACACCACUCCAGCAAUGAAGAUCCCAGAGACCUUGGAGAACAUGCAUUCUUGUGAGAACUGGUUACCAAGAAGGGUGAUGAGUGCAUGGCGUAUUGCUGGAAUAGUUCAUGCAUUAGAGGGAUGGAGUGCGCAUGAGUGUGGAGAAACAAUGCUAGAUAUUGAGAAAAUAUGGUCUGCUACACUCCAUCAUGGAUUCCUUCCAUUAACACAAGUGUGAUCAGCUAUGUCCUGUAAGAUAUGCCGUUGUAUGUACUAAGUGAUGUAUGCAAUGUUAGUAUGAACUUUAAUGUUAAGAUUAGAUAAGUACUCAGAAUCA
This is a messenger RNA of Elaeis guineensis (African oil palm), 1956 nucleotides long. RefSeq names its product very-long-chain aldehyde decarbonylase GL1-5. The record is from RefSeq and is a predicted model, not a curated record. Gene Ontology annotation, molecular function: oxidoreductase activity; iron ion binding. Lineage: Eukaryota; Viridiplantae; Streptophyta; Magnoliopsida; Arecales; Arecaceae. Gene Ontology annotation, biological process: lipid biosynthetic process.